AUGUCUCGCAAGCUGACAUACGCCGACGUGGAAGCCCACACGGGGAGACACGACCUCUGGGUCAUCAUCCACGGCAAGGUGUUGGAUCUCAGCAAAUUUGUGGAUGAGCACCCCGGCGGCGAGGAGGUUCUCGUGGAUCAAGGGGGAAAGGACGCCUCAGAUGCCUUCGAGGAUGUCGGCCACAGCCCCGAGGCCCGGCAGCUCCUAGAGACACUAGUCAUUGGCAGUUUGGACAAAAAGGUGUGA
Messenger RNA from Capronia epimyces CBS 606.96, 246 nucleotides. Its product is annotated as cytochrome-b5 reductase. The transcript has 2 exons. Gene Ontology annotation, molecular function: heme binding. Gene Ontology annotation, cellular component: endoplasmic reticulum membrane; intracellular membrane-bounded organelle. Bases 1 to 246 code for a protein of 81 amino acids. Lineage: Eukaryota; Fungi; Ascomycota; Eurotiomycetes; Chaetothyriales; Herpotrichiellaceae. The record is from RefSeq and is a predicted model, not a curated record.